This is a messenger RNA of Malaclemys terrapin pileata, 6216 nucleotides long. RefSeq names its product quinone oxidoreductase-like protein 2. The transcript has 10 exons. Lineage: Eukaryota; Metazoa; Chordata; Testudines; Emydidae. The record is from RefSeq and is a predicted model, not a curated record. Gene Ontology annotation, cellular component: mitochondrion. Gene Ontology annotation, molecular function: oxidoreductase activity. Bases 24 to 1118 code for a protein of 364 amino acids.
CAGGCUGCCCGGCGCGGAAGAGCAUGACGGCGCCGCUGGCGGGGCUGCUUCGGCUGCAGCGCGGCAGGAGCAGUGCUUCAGGUAAACAGCUUCUGGGAUUGUCCUCCCUGAACAAUGACAUCCUAUCGCAGUCCUGCCGGAACUAUCGAGCAGUGCUGUGCACUGAGCUGACAAAGCCAUUGAUUAUUAGGAACCUCCCAUCCCCUUCUCUGCAGCCCCAUGAGGUCAGGGUUGGCGUCCAUUACUGUGGAGUAAAUUUUGCAGAUAUCUUGGCCUGUAAGGGUCUGUACCAGGAGAAGCAUUGUCUUCCAUUCACUCCUGGAAUGGAGUUUUCAGGGAUGGUGAUGGAGACUGGAGCGAAGGUCAGCACAGUGCAGGCGGGAGACAGGGUAAUUGGUGUGACUGGCACAAGUGCAAUGGCUGAGGAGUGUGUAACUGAUCAGAAGAUGCUGUGGCCAAUCCCAGAAGGUGUUUCCUAUGAAGAAGCUGCGGCAUUGCCUGUGUCUUAUAGCACAGCCAUUUUGGCCCUGGAACAUAGAGCACGCACGCAGCCAGGGGAAAUGGUUUUAGUGACAGCAGCCGCUGGGGCCACAGGGCUUGCUGCUAUCGAUGUAGCCGCUAAUGUUCUCAAGGCAAAGGUGAUAGCAGCAGCUGGAAGUGAUCACAAAUGCAACCUGGCCCUGCAGAAGGGUGCAGCCCACAGCGUGAAUUACACCCAAGGGAGCCUAAAGGAGGAGGUGAAGAAGCUUACAGAUAACAGAGGGGUCAAUGUAGUUCUUGACGCUGUUGGAGGGGACAUCUUCAAGGAAGCGUUACAUAGUUUGGCUUGGGAGGGCAGGAUUGUGGUGGUGGGUUUUGCUGGAGGAGCAAUCCCCUCUGUCCCAGCCAACCUGCUGCUUCUGAAGAAUGUGUCUGCCUUGGGAGUGUUCUGGGGUCGAUACCGGGAAGAGGACUUUCCUGUUUUUUCGUCAUCCCUCUCCUCUGCUCUUUGGUACUGCCAGGAAAGACAGAUCCAACCUCAUGUGGGAGCGGUCUUCAACCUGGAAGAGGUGAAUGAAGCCUUUAGCCGUGUAACCCAGCGCAAGUCAACAGGAAAGGUCAUCAUCUCAAUUAAAUAAAUCAGCCUGUUUCCUCAGGACAGCCCCUGCUGCUGUUGGACUAAUCAGCAGAAUCACCCUUCUGGCUUAUGGAUUCAGACAGCCAAGUUGCAUUUACCCUAUGAUUUCUUGCAUGAUUUGUCUACCACCACCAUUAAUGUAGAGGGCUCUGGGCUCCUGCUUAGGGUUAGAUGACAUGAUGAUAUAAAUACUUGUGCCCAUUGCUAGCAUUGGUUGAGUUGCACUGGCGCUAGACAAACAGUGCCAGCAGUCCUAGGGGAGACAAGCUUUCACUGUGACGGAAAGAGGGAGAAUAGAUGCAGAGCAGUGCAAUUAAUACAAAUGUAAACCAGACUCUCUUUAAAGGAAUCACCACUGGGAAAUCUCCUUAAGUCUCCCACUGUGAGCAGCGUGUGCUCUGUAUAAUAUACCUAUAACAUCCUUGUGUCCCUAGAGCAGGGCUUCUCAGACGCUUUUUCCAUAGUGUGGUUCACCUUUUAACAGAGUGUUUAUGAUGGGGAUGCCUCCCCCUUCUGCUGGCAGUUGUGCAGACCCCUCUUCUCACAUUUAUGGUUGCACAGACUGCUUCCUUUCCAUUGGUGAUGACCUAGUAUCUUAGGGUAUGUCUACACUGCAGUCAGACACCUGCGGCUGGCCCAUGCCAGCUGACUCCGGCUCACAGGGCUGUUCAGUUGUGGUGUAGACUUUCCAGCAUGGGCUGUGGAGUCCUCCCACAUUGCAGGGUCCGUGAGCCUGGGCUCCAGCCUGAGCCUGAGGGCUUGUCUAUACUUACGCGCUGGUUCGGCGGCUGGCAAUCAAACUUCGGGGUUCGAUUUAUCGCGUCUUGUCUGGACGCGAUAAAUCGAACCCAGAAGUGCUCCCCGUCGACUCCGGUAAUCCUGCUCGCCGCGAGGAGUACGCGGAGUCGACGGGGGAGCCUGCCUGCCGCGUCUGGACCGCGGUAAGUUCAAACUAAAGUACGUCGACUUCAGCUACGUUAUUCACGUAGCUGAAGUUGCGUACCUUAGUUCGAUUUGGGGGGUUAGUGUAGACCAGGCCUGAAUGUCUACACUGCAAUUAAGCAGCCCCUUAGCCCGAGUCAGCUGGCACAGGCCAGCCAUGAGUUUGCAUGAAUUGCAGUCAGACCCUUGGUGUCAACCACAGUCAUGACUUUCCUGAUGUUACCUUUCCCCAUAAGCAAAGUGUUUUUAGCUUCUUGUAAUGCAAUUUAAGAGCUGGAAAUGAGGAGGGGAAUUAGUGCCGUGAAGCCAGUCAGUGCUCCACCCACCACAGUUUGAGAGGAGCUGCCCUUGGUUGUGAUAGAGCAGCACUUCUAUAUGUAGCCAUUACAAAACAGUCAGCUAGAACCAGGCAGCUUGGGGUGAGGGGUAGAGUUGAAAUGAAGAGACAUGAAAAAACAUGAGGUGGGGGCACAGUUUUUGCAACGGUGUCACCAGCGUUUGGUCUAUAUCGCCUGUUGCCCUGCCUUAACCAGUGGCUGGCAUUGCAUGAGAAGAACCAAACAACCCCCCAAUAAUUGGUGUACCCAGCCACUUGCAUGUGGCACAAAAGACUUCAUCCCUGACUCCUGUGUCAGCUCAGCUUGGUCCCAAGAGGUGUAAUUAUACGGCUGGUGACCUUGGUGAGUGUCGCUGCGAACAGGAGAGACUUCAGUCUGAGACACUGUUAACAAGCACCAUUGGCUCUCUCGAGCCUGCCUGAAAAGAGCUGGAUCCAUGACGUCCUGCAGAACGCGCUCUGGUAGAACUAUUUGAUGUGACAAUACCUAAAUUCCUCCACGCUGCUCUGACUUGCAGUCCAAAUCUGUAUGCCUCAGAACUUCCGUUAGAAUAGAACGCUUUCUAAAUGUACAAUAAGCCUUUUGGUUUUCUUAAUAUGGCUUUGCUGCGGCUGUGGAGACCAGGCUGUCUUGCUCUUGUCUUUGCUGCUGUGGAGCGAUGACCAGCUACCCUGGCUUCUGUCCAGUAAUUUGGAGGAGCCUGUAAAAGUCUUUCACUCCUUAAAAACAUGACUGAUUCCUCAGAUUGCCACCAGCUUCCUGCUGCAGGAGGCUGGUGUCUUGGUUGCUUGUUAGUGUCCUACAUAGUUGUGAACAGUUAGAAAAGUUCUGCAAAUGACAGCUUGUUCAAAUAAGCUUCAGACUAGGUGGUCCUGAUGGUCCCUUCUAACCUUACAGUCUGUGAAUUUAAGCUGUGGGACUGGGGGCCACAAACAUAAGAAUGGCCAUACCAAAGGUCCAUUUAGCCCAGUAUCCUGUCUUCUGAUAGUGGCCAAUGCCAGGUGCUUGAGUGAAUGAACAGAACAAGUAAACAUCAAGUGAUCUAUCCCCUGUCGCCCAUUCCUAGCUUCUGGCAAACAGACUAGAGACACCAUCCCUGUCCAUCCUGGCUAAUAGCCAUUGAUGGACCUAUCCUCCAUGAAUUUAUCUAGUUCUUUUUUGAACCCUGAUAUAUUCUUGGCCUUCACAACAUCCUCUGGCAAGGAGUUCCACAGGUUGACUGUGUGUUGUGGGAAGAAAUACUUCCUUUUGUUUGUUUUAAACCUGCUGCCUUUGGCGUGCUUUGUGUGCAUUCUGCUUACAGCACUUUACAAACAUUCAUUGUUACACCAUCAGUGCGUGGUAGCUAAAUGAUCCACUUUAGAGAUGCAGAAACCACAGCCUCAAUGCAGCCAAGCAAGGAAGCCCAUGCUUAAUUCCAUGUAUCCUCUUGAAGUUAAUGGGACCACUUCAGUUAUGCAUCUGCUUAGGUGCUUUCCUGAAUCGGGGCCUGGGUCCGUGUCAGAGCCAGCAUUAGAACAGAGGAGUUCUGUGGAUUUGCUCCCGUGCUUGAUGGCGCUGCAUCUUGGGCUGUUGGGUUGUCCUCCUACACAUCACAAUGGCUGCUCUGUGGAGGAAGGAGCUAGCUCAGCAGCAGCCAGCUGCUGGGAAGAGAGUUGGCGGCGAUGGCAGCAGCCAGGGCAGCACGGCCUCCUCUCCCCUCUCCCCAGGUCAUUAAUUGGUUCUGGGUCCUUCCAGAAACGGAGGGAGCGGGGCCUAAGGGUUUCAGCAACCCCAAAGGCCAGGCACGGGGGGCUGAGUGUGUGUGUGUGUGUGUGUGUCGGGGGAGUGGGGGUUGGAGUGAACAUCCAUAAUUAUUAGGAUAAAUCAGUGCCCGACUUGAAGCUAGGCAAAUUCAGAUUGGGAAUGGCACAUAUGUUUUUAGCAGCAACAGGCACUGACUGUCAUUGGAACAAUUUUCCAAGGUUGCCGGUGAUUCCCCAUCACUGGCAGUUUUUAAAUCAAGAUGGGGUAUUUUUCUGAGAGAGAUGCUGUUGUUCAAACAGGAAGUAUUUCAGGAAAGCUCUAUGGCCUGUGUUAUACAGGAAGCCAGACUAGAUGAUCCCAGUGGUCCCAUCUGACCUUGGAAUCUGUGGCUAUUUUCAGAGACCUUUGCAAAGAAAAGGGACACACUAUUUUUAAAUGAAAGAUGAGAUUAGCUAUGAUGUUUUUAAUCCCCUCCCCACCCAUGGGAGGUUGGGAGAGGGGAGGGGAGGGGAAGAGUGGGGGGAAGAAGGGGCUAAAGGCUGGCUCUGUUUUGUCUCCCUCCUGCAGUUCUUGAAAGGGGCCUUACUGGAUAGGUGGAAGUGAAUUAUUUUGUAUUAAUUCUGAUAAUGUCCAAAGCUGAUCAAAAGCUUCUUUUAAAAAAAAGUGAUCAUUUUUGCAAGUCCCUUGAUCCUUGGAAAGAAUUAGCGAGGUGUCCCACAUGGGAGAAGUGAAACUGGGGAUUAGGAGACUGUAUGGAAUUCAUUGAGACAGAAGCACCAAGUGCCAGUGUGAGAAAACAAAGUCCAGUGAUCUUGGUGCAGAAGGCUGGGUGGAAAAGUUGGUAACUCAACUAGUUUUUCAUCUCUGGAGCCCUGGGUUCAGAUCCCACUUAGAUGAAAUGAACUUGUUUGUCCCCUGCAUCGUUGGGAAUCCUGACUCAAGAGGAGCCCAAGGUUAGCAAUACAGGGCUGCACUGCAGUUCAGAGCUGUGUUGCAUCUAUAGAAGUCAGGGCCGGCUCUAGGCACCAGCGCUCCAAGCAUGUGCUUGGGGCGGCACUCCGGCUCCUUUUUUUUUUUUUUUGCGCUUGGGGUGCAAAAAGCCGGGAGCCAGUCCUGAGUGGAGGUGAGCUGCAGCGGUGGGGGGCGCGGGGAGGGCCGCAGGAAGUAACUCUGGGGGGGAGGCAGAGGAACCGUCCCCCAUUGCCGCAACUCACCUCUGCUCUGCCUGCUCCCCUGAGCAUGCCGCUCCGCUUCUCCCCGCUCCCAGGCUUACCGUGGGAAUCAGCUGUUUUGCAUCAAGCCUGGGAGGGAGGGGGGAGAAGCGGAGCGGCAGCAGCGCGCUCAGGGGAGCAGGCGGAGUGGAGAUGAGCUGUGCAGUGGGGGGCAGUUCCUCUGGUGCCCCCCCCCCGGGUUACAAGCCUGAAAGGGAGGGAUAGGAGGGGAAAUGUGGCGGCCCAGGGGAGGAGGCGGGGCCGAGGAUUUGGGGAAGAGGUUGGAAUGGGGUGGGGAAGGGGUGGAAUUGGGGCAGGGCCGGGGGGGCGCGGGAAAAUCUUUUUGCUUGGGGCGGCAAAAAACUUGGAGCCAGCCCUGAUAGAAGUGUAUGGAGAGUCAGCACUGGAAUCACAGGGUCCUGCAGAUCAAGACUGAGUUGUAUAGGAAGGUAAUACACUGUCUGUGUCUAGCCAGUGCUGUUAGCCUUUUGCUUCCAUUAGCCCCACAUUCAAAUAAAUCUAGUUCUGUGAUUAAAUCUUUAUGGAGCAUAACAGUUCUCCCUCUCUUUCCUAUUUCUUCCAAUAGCUGACCAAACACAAUGGGUAUCCGGACUCUUAAUUAACUCUUUAUAAUGACUGUAAAUUUCAUUCUGUACAUGUAUUUGUCAUAUGCCUUGAAUCAAAGAAUUGUAAGGAGAGAAUUGAAAAGAAUUUUUUUUCCCAUGUGUGAAUUUGCCAAGAACUGAAUUAGAUUAUUUUUUAGUUAGUCCUAAUUGUAAAGAUAUUAGAAAAAUGUAUAUUAAAGAAAAAUAAAAGGUUACUUUUUUACAGUGGAAUUAAAGUGGUUCUGCAUUGAGUUAUU